Molecule: messenger RNA, 3141 nt
Organism: Rhopilema esculentum
Lineage: Eukaryota; Metazoa; Cnidaria; Scyphozoa; Rhizostomeae; Rhizostomatidae
Product: major facilitator superfamily domain-containing protein 6
Cellular component (GO): membrane
Source: RefSeq, a predicted model, not a curated record
GUGUUGCCCAGACCCCUUUGGAGGAGAACAGGAAGAAGAUACCUGUGGCUACUGAUGAAUGCAGAAGGUAAAGUGUUCAUGUUUGUGUGCACUUGCAGCAAAUCAAUUAUUAAUCAGUCUAUUGUUCCUUUGCAAAAGAAAUCUAAGCUUGGAAGCAACUUUUGUAGAUGAACUACAUGUUCGGAAGAAUGCUGUUUUUCUCGUGAAUUUGAAGCAAUUUCAGUGGACAGCCUAUUUCACGUACCUUUUCAAUGGCCUAACUACAAGUCAAAUGUAAACCAUCGAACAUAUUUCACAGAGAGAAAUGAAAUCAAAGUUACCUUCGUGAAAUUGCUGUUACAUUAGACAGACGUUUUUCAGCAACUAAAGGAGAAAGUUGAAUAAAAGGCCGACACAAACUGCGGAAUAUAUUUUCAAACUUUGCAGUUUCAAUGCUGCAAAUUGCACGACACUUUCAAAGCCCAAGCAGAACUUCACCAAAGACAAUUGUUAGGUGCUUUCAAUUUUGGUUAACAGUAACUGGCCAUUUGGUUGCGCAUUCCGCUUGGUUGCAGAUUCCGCUUGGUUGCGCAAAAUAUUUAUCCAUAAAAUGUUAAAAUCCUUUUAUUCGGUUUACCAGGAGCCAGUACAACUGAUUUGAAACAGCACCCUUUUGCGGUUUAAGGCAAUUUCGGCAAAAUGUCAUUUCCGAGCUCAAAUUUUCGCCAGUCCGUCAACUUCGACCUGCUCAAGGCAAAGAUAUUCUACUUCUGUUUUGUUUCAGGUAUGAUGACAUUGCUACCAUACCUCUAUCUCUAUUACAAACAUGUUUUGUUCCUGUCCCCAUUCCAAGUGACAAUUUUAGUGGCAAUCCGACCACUUUGUCUCAUCAUUGGUGCACCAAUUUUAGGAACAAUUGCUGAUAAGACAAAUAACUUCAAAACAACUAUUCUUAUAUGCCUGGGUGGCUACAUUGCCACUUAUGGAUUGGUCACUUUGAUUAAGCCAGUGGAUGGCUUCAACUGCCAGGAUUUAAUUACUGCAAGAGCUGCUCAAAAUUCCAACAUUACUUCAAUUAAUAACAGAAGUAAGGAGUUCAAGUUUCUCCAAGCUCUUAAUCAAAGAAAGGAGUAUUUCUACCCAGGGAGAUUGAUGGAGGAUUCCUUAUAUUCUUGGCCAUUUAGUAUGAAUGAAUACGAGAAAACAGAGCAGAUAACUGAAGGACUGUUUUUCACAGUUUUAGGGAUUACAGCUGCAGGUGAAUUGAUAAGCUCACCAGCAUAUACAUUUGCUGAUGUGUAUACAUUGCAGAUGCUUGGUGAUCAGACCCACAGGUAUGGGUUCCAGCUGCUGCCUGGUGUCAUUGGCACAGCAAUAGUUUCUGUUAUCAUGCUACUGUUAACACAUGCAAAAAUAAUGAAAAUUUCAUCAGCCUGUGAUAAGAGUUUGAUUCUUGCUGACAAGCCUUACUUGAUCCAGUUCCUAGUCUUCAUGGUCCUUAGCUUUGCUGUGGCAUCAUUAUUUCAUUAUCAUCUUAACAAACCUUUGAAGCGAAAGAGCAGUAGCAAAGCUGGCAUGUUGUGCACUGAGUGCAAGCUCUUUCAGAGUAUUUUGAUGAUAAUGAAGAAUUCUUUCCAUGCUAGCUUCAUGCUUGUUGUGUUGUUAUGUGGUCUGGCAGAUGGUGCAAAAACAUCUUUUGCUUACACAUUCAUUGCAGAUCUUGGCACUGCUAAGGGCAGAAAUCAUAUUCUUCCACUUAUUACUGCAACUCAUUUUAUCUCUCAUAUCGUAUUUCUUACACUUUCUCCUUACCUAAUUAAAAGGUUUGGCCACAUACAGCUGGUGGCCAGUGGAAUUUUUGUCUAUGCAUUGUCCUUUAUAGUGUAUGCCAUGAUUAAUGAUCCUAUAUGGGUUUUUGUUGUUGAACCUCUAGAUGGUAUUGCUAGGCAGCUUGCAAAAGUUGCAAUAAUUACGUAUGUUGGCAGCCCAACUGGUAUUGGAGCUGCUCUACAGGGUUUUACUCACUCUAUUUACCUUGGAAUGGGUACAAGUAUUGGCACUUUAAUAUGUGGUUUUCUUGUACACAAAUAUGGCUACAUACUUGUCUUUUCCAUUAUGGGAGUAACAUGCCUUAUUGGUUUUGCUUUCAUUCUGGCUGCUGAUCACUACUGGCCUGCUGAAAAGACAAUUGGAGACAGUUUUGUAACUUAUUCCAUGGUAGUAUCUUCUGAUAGUGAAUCAGACUUUGAUUUUCUUUUGAAAGACAUUGGCAGCGACUUGCAAGAUGGAAAGGCUAACAAUGAUUCAAGUUUUGAUGAUGGUACUGAGAUAAAUGAAAACACUCAAAUAUCAUCCGAGAAAAACUAAGAAUAGGUAGACAAUUAGAAAGAAAAAUAAUCAAGUUUAUUAUUAUUAUUAUUUUUAUUAUUAUUAUUAUUAUUAUUAUUAUUAUUAGUUUAUUGUUUUAUGUUGGUCAUGGUAGUAUUAUCAAUGAUGAUAAUAUUGCCCAAAUACAGCAAAAUUUAAUAAUACUAAUGUCAGUUUGUAUGAUUUUAAUUCUGGUCUUAUUUUGUUAUGUUUUGGUAUGAAAUCACAGGCUCUUUAAUAUUUGCAAGGAAUAAAAUGGCUUAAUCAAGUCCUAUUAUGUCACAGCUGUAUUAAUUUUAUCUCAUUUCUUCAAAGAUUUGUCAUUUGUUUUUGUAAAGAUUUGUUCCAGUAAACAUUUUGGCGUUAAAAUAGCAAUUUCAUCCUUAAUCACAAUUCCAUUUAUAAGCUACCAAAAAUCGUUUUACCAAACCACCUUGUUGAUAUCUUUGUCAGGACACCUUAGUUGAUUGAUCACAGAGCAGAGAAUUUUUAAAGUAUGUUCUUAUUUCUAAGUUGUGUUUGAAUCUUAUCAUGUCACUAAAGCAUUGAGACGGACUGGCCAGGACAAAGUUAGUUGCCAUGCCUUGCUAUUUAUCUAUGAAAUUUCAAUUUUGAAAAUGCAAUUAACCAGUGUUAAAGUAGAAUAAAUCAUAGGUAGUUUAGUGCAAUUUUAAAAGUGGGUAGGGAUAGCAAUAAGUAUCCAUAUUAGCAUUGUUAUGUUAAAUCAUUUGUUGUAUGUUAGUUGUUGUAUAUAGUUCUAUAUUUAAUGUAUUGAACGUCAAGGGUUUGGUUGAA